Oldenlandia corymbosa var. corymbosa is the source of this 3455-nucleotide messenger RNA. The record is from the annotation of a GenBank genome assembly. Lineage: Eukaryota; Viridiplantae; Streptophyta; Magnoliopsida; Gentianales; Rubiaceae.
CGAAAACUACACCAAAAACAUCCACUUUCAAAUUUUAAAAGUAUAUUUAAAAACCACAAUUGUCCCUUCUGCAAAAACCCCCCUCUCUAAUCACCGCCCACAAUCCUCACUUCGCUCUCCCAAAAAUCCCAAAUUCACAGAACAGAACAAGAGAAAGGCAAGGCGUCGUACGGAAUUCAGGACGGAAUAACUCGAAAUCGGCAGCGGCGGAAUGGAGGAUGACCCUGCGAUUGAGUUCUUGGACUUGGAAACAUGGCCCGUUUCUCCCCCUAGAGUGUUCGGAAGCGGCGCCGCCUUCGUUUCUUCCUCGGAGGCAUCGGCAUCGGCAUCGGCAUCGUCGACGCUUUCACCGUCGCCACAGUCGCAGGAUUCUCCGGCGGAUACUUAUUUCGUGGGCUUUAUUCUUGCUUACGUGAAGGGCAUCCAGUACUACAACGGAGCGGUCCAUGGCCGGGAAAUGGUGGGACUCGUCCGGGACCCUCUUAAUCGCUAUGAUGAAAAUGCGAUUAAAGUUGUGAACAUCCGGUCGGUCCAAGUCGGCAACAUUGAUAAGGCCGCCGCCCGAGUCCUGGCCCCGAUGAUGGAUACCCAGUUGAUCAAUGUUGCAGGUAUCGUGCCAAAUGGGUCAAAGUCAAAUAGGUACCAGCUACCUUGCCAAGUUCACAUUUUUGCUAGACAAGAGGCAUUUGAUGAUGUGAAAUCGGCCGUUUCAGACGGUGGAUUCCAAUUGAUGUCAGAGAGUAGUAGCUCAUCAUUUGCAUUAUCACAAUCUGAUGUCACUAAACGCAAACUAAAUGGGGAAGGUGAAAAAAGUGUUGAUGAGAUAUUUAAACUGUUGGAUGAGCAAAUUGCUGAAGCUGGUGUAUUGGGUGAACUAGAGCCACCAAGAGAUGUCAUAAAAUCUGAGCUUCUUUCGCACCAAAAGGCAGGGUUAGCAUGGUUGGUUCACCGGGAAAACUCUUGUGAUUUACCCCCCUUUUGGGAAUCGAAAGAUGGAGCUUAUUAUAAUGUAUUGACAAACCAUCUCAUUAACGAAAGGCCGGAGCCUCUACGAGGUGGAAUAUUUGCUGAUGACAUGGGACUAGGAAAAACCCUUACUUUGCUUUCUUUGAUUGCUUUUGAUAAGUUCUUUGGUGAUUGUUCUCGAUUAGAUGAUUCCGCGAAUGCUGGAAAUGCAUCCUCCAUGGGUGAAAAAGAAACAACCACCGUACGUUUAAAUAAGCGAAAAAGGGAAAGAGGAAGGCAUACUUGUAAUCCAGAAAAGACGCAAAGAACAGGAGAACUAGAGGUGUCGAACAAUAGCAGAAAGACAGUUUCAGAGACAUCAAAAUAUGCAUGUUCAACAAGUGACACCAAGCAGAGGUCAUUAUGUAAUUCGAAUAACUCUCUGAAUACAUGUCCAAGAAUCGGGACCAAAGGAAAGACAGUAUGUGAUUCAGAUUCAUUAAAUGAUGUCUGUUCAGAAACAACUUUGGUUGUUUGCCCACCGUCCGUAUUUUCAGCGUGGGUAACCCAGUUAGAGGAUCACAUAGCGCCAGGAAAGCUGAAAGUAUACAUGUACUAUGGAGACCGAACCAAAGAUGCUAAUAAGCUUCUUGAGUAUGAUAUUGUCCUGACUACAUACAGUACCCUUGCUACUGAAGAUGCCUGGGAGGAGUCCCCUUUGAAAAAGAUUGAGUGGAGGCGUGUUAUCUUGGAUGAGGCUCAUCUGAUUAAGAAUGUUAAAGCCCGGCAGAGUCAAGCUGUUACAAAUUUAAAAUCAAAGAGAAGGUGGGUUGUGACUGGAACACCCAUACAGAACAGCUCCCUAGAUUUGUUCUCUUUGUUGGCGUUUUUGAAGUUUGAGCCAUUAUCAGUUAAGAGCUACUGGGAUAGUUUGAUAGCAAAGCCUCUUGCUUCAAGAGAAGAGAAGGGUAUCUCCAGGCUUCAGGUUCUUAUGGCAACAAUAGCAUUGAGGAGGACAAAAGAUAAAACUCUGAUUGGUCUGCCAUCAAAAUCCGUGGAGACCCUUGUCAUUGAUCUCUCCGAGGAAGAGCGGGAUGUUUAUGACAAAAUGGAAUCUGAGGCCCGGAAAAUUAUAAAGAAUUAUUUGUCGGCUGAAAAAUUAGUUAGAAACUAUUCAACAGUACUGAGCAUCCUUGUGCGACUUCGGCAACUCUGCAAUGCUUUGGCUCUGUGCCCGCCAGAAAUCAGAGAUUUACUUCCUUCUCUGGAAGAUGUGAAGAACAAUCCAAAACUGCUGGAAAAGAUGCUUUCUGUGCUGCAAGAGGGUGAAGACUUCGAUUGUCCAAUUUGCAUUUGUGCACCAACUAAUCCAGUUAUUACAUGUUGUGCGCAUAUCUUCUGCCAAGCCUGCAUCCUUAAGGCCAUAAGAAGGUCAACAGCUGGCUGUCCCUUGUGCCGUCAUCCCUUGUCUGAUUCUGACCUUUUCUCAGCCCCUCCAAAACUAUUUGAGGCAGAAGAAGCUCUUGGUUCCUCUUCCAGCUCUUCAUCCAAAAUCGCUGUUCUUUUAAAACGGCUUUGUGAAACAAGGGAACAGAACCCAACAACAAAAUCAGUGAUAUUUUCACAAUUUCGGAAAAUGUUACUUCUCGUUGAAGAGCCUCUAAAAGCUGCUGGGUUCAAGAUACUGAUGUUAGAUGGCUCAAUGAAUGCCAAUAAGAGAGCAAAAAUAAUUAAAGAAUUCGAUGUUCCAGCACCAGGUGGACCUACAAUUUUGCUAGCAAGUCUCAGAGCAUCCGGUGCUGGAAUAAAUCUCACUGCCGCUUCUAGGGUAUAUUUGCUAGAGCCAUGGUGGAAUCCAGCAAUAGAAGAACAGGCAAUGGACAGGGUCCACCGAAUCGGACAAAAAGAAGACGUGCAGAUUGUAAGGAUCAUUGCUCGGAAUACUAUUGAGGAAAGGAUACUUGAGCUACAGGCAAAAAAAGCACUGCUGGCAAAAAAAGCUUUUGGCAAGGGGAUUCAGGGUCAACGAGAAAUAAGCAAAGAAGACCUUAUCACCUUAAUGCACUUGUGAGUUUAUCUUACUGAACAUUAUCCAUUAGUAUAGUUUUGCUUGUGUAUAAAUGUCCAGCUUGCAAAGGUUUUUGGUAGUUCUCUUUGCACAGCCUGCGUAGGCCAGAAAUUUAAUGUAGUGUUUGCUCUUUUUUUUCAUUUUUGUAUAGCGCUCCCUCCAACCACAAAAAAUAAUCCAGUUUGCUGUGUUGGUUCGGCAAAGUGGAAUAUUUUUCUGGGAUGGAAGCAGUAAUCAUUUUGCUGCAGCUUCCAGAUCUCUAUGUAUGUAUUGCGGUAGACUAGAGUUCUCUAAUCCCUUAGGUGGUGACCGUAUGGAAUGAGUGACCUCAUUCAUAAUUAACAUUCCAUCAGCUCAAAACAUAAAGUGUUGCGGGGAUUUACAUGAUCGUUGAAUCUGUAUGUCAGAACAUGUAAACCUUAACUGUUAGAAAUAAGCAAAA